This is a messenger RNA of Caenorhabditis remanei, 1494 nucleotides long. RefSeq lists its product as uncharacterized. The transcript is spliced from 3 exons. The coding region runs from base 1 to 1494 and encodes 497 amino acids. NCBI's taxonomy places the organism in Eukaryota, Metazoa, Nematoda, Chromadorea, Rhabditida, Rhabditidae. The record is from RefSeq and is a predicted model, not a curated record.
AUGGACUGCAAGAUAUGCUUCCAUAGAUAUAGCUCAAUUAUGAAGAAGCUGACCCCGAGAAUUUUGACAAAUUGUGGGCAUACAAUGUGUGAGGAUUGUGUUGGACGGCAAAUGGCGGAUGGAAAAAUUAUGUGUCCGUUCGAUAGGAAGGUUACAACUGUUAGAGGUGAUGUCGAACAGCUAGCCAAAAACUUUGCCGUUCUGGAGAUUAUGGAAGAAUUGAAAAAGUUCUUAAUUGUGGAGUCAGAUGAGGAAUCUGCUGUGGUACAGAAAGCAGUUGCUGGCGAUCAAUUGGAUUCUGAUGAUUCAGAAGACCAACCAGCCAAUGUGGAGGAAGAUGCAGAUAAUGUAGAUCAGCAAUCUGAAGGUCAUUCAGAUGACAUGGAGGAGGAUUAUCAAGAAGACGAUUUAGAAGAUUACUAUGAUGGUCUCUAUGAUGACUAUGCGUACGCUGAUCCAGAAGAUGAAUAUUCUGAUGGUCAAGACUCGAACCCUACAGUGUUCGAAUCUUCAGAUGAUGGAGAUCAGCAAUCUGAAGGUCAUCCAGAUGACGUGGAUGAUGUUACCCCUCAACGCCGUAAUCUUCAGAAUAGUAAUCUAUCGUAUAGCGGUCGUUGGACUAAUUACCCGUAUCGUAAUAGCCAACAAUAUCCUCUCAGACCACAGAAUAACCCACAUGUUAACUACAGUAAUCCUCCACUAGUCAACAACAGUCUGCCUCCGCCAAUCAACUACAGUAAUCCACCACCGGUAUUCUAUGCUGGCGCACCAAUUCACUACGGCCUCCCCCCACCAGGUAGUUACAGUAAUCCCCUGCAAAUUAUAUAUUGUCUUGUUCCACCGAAUGGCAACAGUAAUCUCAUGGGACUCGUUGAUAGUCAGCCAUCACAAAACAACUACAGUAAUCCCCCACAAGUGUUCUAUGCUCCAGCCCCACAAAUGAACUACAGUAACCCAUUACAAGUUAGUAGUAGUCAGCAACCAGGAGGUAACUACAUCAAUUCCCCUCUCAGUAAUCCCUCACAGGUUAACUACAGUAAUCGGCCACUAGCUAAUCGCAGGAAUCCUUCACAAGUUGUCAGUCACCCGCUGAGUAGCUACAGUAACCCAUCACAAGUUAACGAUAGUCAGCGCCCACAAAACAACUACAGUAAUCCACCACCGUUAUUCUAUGUUGGCGCACCAAUUCACUACAGUAAUCCCCCGCAAAUCAACAAUCGUCAGGCACCGCAAGGAAGCUACAGGAACCCAUCACAAGUUAACAAUAGUCAGCAACCACUACUUAACUACAGUAUCCCCUCACAAAUGAACUACAAUAAUCCCCCACAAAUGAACUACAGUAAUCCCCCACAAAUCAACAAUAAUCGCCCACUAGUUAACCGCAGUAAUCCCUCGCAAGUUAACCGCAAUAAUCAUCCACUAGUUAACCGCAGUAAUCCCUCGCAAGUUAACCGCAAUAAUUACACACAAGUUGACUACAGUUAUCCCCCAUAG